Messenger RNA from Ilex paraguariensis (yerba mate), 951 nucleotides. The record is from the annotation of a GenBank genome assembly. Lineage: Eukaryota; Viridiplantae; Streptophyta; Magnoliopsida; Aquifoliales; Aquifoliaceae.
AUGUAUAAAGGAGUUCUUGAUCAGGAUGGAACUAUUGUUGCCGUAAAGGUACUUAACCUUUUGCGUCCAGGGGCUUCCAGAAGUUUUCUUGCAGAGUGUGAGGCCUUGAGAAACAUUAGGCAUCGGAAUCUUGUGAAGGUGGUCACUGCAUGUUCAGGUGUUGAUUACAAAGGGAAUGAUUUCAAGGCACUAGUUUUUGAGUACAUGGUCAAUGGGAACGUACAGGAGUGGUUGCAUCCAAUUCAAGGGGAAGAUGAGGUGAAUGAGGAGACAAGAAAUUUAGGUCUUCUUCAGAGGUUAAAUAUUGCCAUAGAUAUUGCUUGUGCUUUGGAUUAUCUUCACAAUCAUUGGCAUACUCGCAUAAUUCACUGCGAUUUGAAGCCAAACAACAUUCUUCUAAACAAUGAGAUGACUGCACAUGUUGGUGACUUUGGUUUAGUACGAUUUCUUCUUAAUGCUAGCUGUAGCACCUUUGCACAUCAAACUAGUCGUUCUAUUGGACUAAGAGGAUCCAUUGUUUAUGCUGCGCUAGAGUACGGCAUGGGAAGUGAACCGUCGAUACAUGGGGAUGUGUAUAGUUAUGACAUCAUAUUGUUGAAAAUGUUUACCGGAAAGAGACUCACUGAUGAAAUGUUUAAAAAGAGUUUAAACAUUCAUAAUUAUGUUAAGAUGACUUUGCCAGGAAGAAUAACGAAUGUCGCCAAUCCGAGAUUUCUUCAGUAUCGAGAAGAGGGAGAGACAAGCAUAAACCGUCAACAUCGGGAUCAGAGCCACAAAAUCCAGGAGUGCUUGAUUUCAAUAUUUGGAAUUGGCCUCGCAUGUUCACAAGAAAGUCCAAGUGAACCGUUGGACACUAGUGACAUUCUAGCCAAGUUGCUUGUGGUAAGGAACACAUUCAUGGAGACUAAUGGCAUACAUGAACAGAGAUCUAGAAUUGGCAUCCAAUCUUGA